CCUGGCAGCAUGGCGGUGCCGCUCAGAACCCUCCUGCUGGUGUUUGGGCUCACCCUGGUUCAACCAGCCUCUGCCCACCGGAAGCUCCUGGUGUUUCUCCUGGAUGGUUUUCGCUCAGACUACAUCAGUGAUGAGGCUUUGGAAUCCUUGCCUGGUUUCAAAGAGAUUGUGAGCAAGGGGGUAAAAGUGGAUUACUUGACUCCAGACUUCCCUAGCCUCUCCUAUCCCAAUUACUACACCCUAAUGACUGGCCGCCACUGUGAGGUACAUCAGAUGAUUGGAAACUACAUGUGGGAUCCCAGCACCAAUAAGUCAUUUGACAUCGGGGUCAACCGUGACAGCCUGAUGCCCCUCUGGUGGAAUGGGUCAGAACCACUGUGGAUCACGCUGACCAAGGCCCGGAGGAAGGUCUACAUGUACUACUGGCCAGGUUGUGAAGUUGAGAUUCUUGGUGUCAGACCUACUUACUGCCUCGAAUAUAAAAAUGUCCCAACGGAUAUCAAUUUUGCUAAUGCAAUCAGUGAUGCUCUUGACUCAUUGAAGAGUGGCCGGGCUGAUCUAGCAGCCAUAUACCAUGAGCGCAUCGAUGUGGAGGGCCACCAUUACGGUCCCUCUUCACCUCAGAGAAAAGACGCCCUCAAGGCUGUGGACACUGUUCUGAAGUACAUGACCCAGUGGAUCCAGGAGCGGGGCUUGCAGGAUGACCUGAACGUCAUCAUUUUCUCAGACCAUGGGAUGACUGACAUUUUCUGGAUGGACAAAGUGAUUGAGCUGGACAAGUACAUCAGCCUGGAUGACCUGCAUCAAGUGAAGGACCGAGGGCCUGUCGUGAGCCUUUGGCCAGCACCCAGGAAACACUCUGAGGUACAUCGCAAGCUCAGCACAGUAGAACACAUGACUGUGUAUGAGAAAGAAGCUAUACCCAGCAGGUUCUAUUAUAAGAAAGGCAAAUUUGUCUCACCUUUGACUUUGGUGGCGGAUGAAGGGUGGUUCAUAACAGAGAAUCGAGAGAUGCUUCCAUUUUGGAUGAACAGCACUGGCAGGCGGGAAGGCUGGCAGCGUGGAUGGCAUGGUUAUGACAACGAGCUCAUGGACAUGAGGGGCAUCUUCCUGGCUUUUGGACCUGAUUUCAAGUCCAACUUCAAAGCUGCUCCAAUCAGAUCUGUGGAUGUCUACAACGUCAUGUGCAAUGUAACAGGCAUCGUCCCGCUGCCCAACAACGGGUCCUGGUCCAGGGUGGUAUGCAUGCUGAAGGGCCAGACCAGCUCGGCUCCAUCUGUCCAGCUGAACAGCUGUGCUCUGGUCUUGAUUCUCCUCUUAAACUUUGUAUAACUGGUCAUAUUGCUUGUUCCAAGACACUAUCAGCAAAAUGUGCCUCCAACAUGGAA
Messenger RNA from Nannospalax galili (Upper Galilee mountains blind mole rat), 1388 nucleotides. RefSeq names its product ectonucleotide pyrophosphatase/phosphodiesterase 6 (gene Enpp6). NCBI's taxonomy places the organism in Eukaryota, Metazoa, Chordata, Mammalia, Rodentia, Spalacidae. The record is from RefSeq and is a predicted model, not a curated record. The coding region runs from base 10 to 1332 and encodes 440 amino acids. The transcript is spliced from 8 exons.